Molecule: messenger RNA, 1829 nt
Organism: Durio zibethinus
Lineage: Eukaryota; Viridiplantae; Streptophyta; Magnoliopsida; Malvales; Malvaceae
Source: RefSeq, a predicted model, not a curated record
CCGUUCACGCCAAAUCCAAUUUUGAAUCCAGACAGCGCCACACAGCCAACCUCAGCACGUGCCUGAAUCCAAAUUCAAAAUUCUCUGACAAUAAUCCUCUUCCCCAAAGCACAACUUUCAUCUCUUACCUUUAAAAAAAAAAAAACCUGUUUCACUUUAGCAACCUCAACAGAGCAAAGGCACUUAUAAAACCUUAAACAGACAUAGCUUUCAACUGCUGUUGCUCGUGUAAAUGGCAACGCGCUAUAAGUCGUACGAUUCACGCCCCUCCACCUCCUCUUAUUUCUCUGAUCCCUCGGCAUCUAUAGAGCUGAACAAUUCCUCUUCUUCCUCUCGAGCCAUUGUGAAAUCAAAACCAUUGGAUGUAGGUCAAGGCAGCCGCGGCGAGACCAAGGCCGCUGACCACAACUUGACGAACAUGGUGAAGAGAUUUAUGGACAAGAAAUCCACAAAGAAGACAAUAGGGCAGCUGGUCAUUCCAUCCGAUGUCCUAGCUGAGGAUCUCAAGAAGACUGCAAGGAAGGGUGCUGCUUUCACGGCGUUGCAGAGGAAGCUGUUCGGGAAAGGCUCAGCCGAUAAGGACAGGGACAAGGAGGAGGUGAAAGCCUUGACAGAGGUUAAAGGGAAUACCAGGACGUUGGCCAUGGUUUUGAGAAGUGAAAGGCAGCUCUUGAGUUCCAAUAAAGAGCAGGAGAUGGAGAUUGCUGAGCUCAAGCUUCUGCUUCAAGACAAGAACAGAGAGGUUGAGAAGCUGAAAGAUUUGUGCUUGAAACAGAGAGAAGAGAUUAAAUCAUUGAAAAGUGCAAUUUUGUUUCCGGAUGUCAUGAAUUCUCAGCUUAAAGAGCUUGUAGAAAAACAGGGUUCAGAGCUGACACUAGCCAAACAACUAAUCCCAACUCUCCAAAGACAGGUGACUUCUCUUACAGGACAACUCCAAUGCCUUGCCCUGGACCUUGCUCAGGUGAAGGCAGAUAAGCAUUCUACCAGGGCAUGUCACCAGCGGCAUGGCAGCUCCCCCAGGACAUCCAGAUAUGAUCCUUCUGAUUUUUUGGAAUUCAGUUCUGGCGAUCCAACAACCCCUGGUAGUCCAGGUGACUUAUUCCUCGAAGAUUUAAAUCCCUGUUUAACACCUUAUUUUGCCAAGACAAAAUCCAAGGAAUUUAAUGAGAUUGGCUAUGACUUGCCACAUGAUGAAACCUUAUCUGAGAACAAUAAACAAACGUUCAAUGAGCUUGGAUUCAGUUUUUGUAGCAAGAAGUUGUCCAGAAGUUCAGAUUGCUACCGGGAUUCCAAUAGAGGAAGCUCCAUGGCCCGGAGCAGUCGCAGAUCAGAUGAAAGCACAGGCUUAGACCAAAAGCAAAUGCAUCAUAAACCUUUCUAAUUGCUUGGUGGCACUCAGUUGAGCAUUUCUUUUGUUUGUCCUUUUUGGAAGAUUAUGGAUCGUAGUUUUGGUUUGAGUCAAACUUGUUAGCUCAAGGUGUACACGGAAUGAUUUAAGCGAUAAGGGGUAGAAAUUUUAUUAAGUUCUCGUUGCGGAUCAAUUAUGGUUGUGGGCUACAUACAAUGUGAUGUCAAUGAAAUGUAAUAGUAAUUUCGUUUCAAUGUUUAUAGAAUAAACUAUUUUGAGUAAAAAGUAGUAGCCAAAUUAUUCUGUAUUAUUUACCAAGUGUAAGAGGUAGUACAAUUUCCUAGCCCUAAGGCCGUUAAUCAGCUCGACAAUACGCUGCCUUGCCUGGAUGAGUGGAGAACUGGAGAUGCAUUUUCAUUCUCCACUUCCUCGAUAGUGUAUCAAAGAGUGUCAAAGCGUUCUCUAACUAUGGGAGCCCCUA